This is a messenger RNA of Diaporthe amygdali, 1656 nucleotides long. RefSeq lists its product as uncharacterized. Gene Ontology annotation, molecular function: oxidoreductase activity, acting on CH-OH group of donors; flavin adenine dinucleotide binding. The transcript has 4 exons. The record is from RefSeq and is a predicted model, not a curated record. NCBI's taxonomy places the organism in Eukaryota, Fungi, Ascomycota, Sordariomycetes, Diaporthales, Diaporthaceae. The coding region runs from base 1 to 1656 and encodes 551 amino acids.
AUGCCAUCGUCAGAGAUAAGGGCAGAAGACUUCUGCGACUUCCACUUCGACUUCCUCAUAGUCGGCGGCGGCACUGCUGGCUUAGCCGUUGCCUCUCGCCUCUCUGAGAAUGCGUCUCUGAAGGUCGGAGUGCUCGAAGCAGGUCUAGAAGUCUAUGACAAUGAACGUGUAGACAUCCCGGGUUGGUUUGGAACCACUUUGGGGACCGAGCUGGAUUGGCAAUUUGAAACAACACCACAAGCCGGGCUGGGGGGACGUACUUUACCCUGGCCCAGAGGAAAGGGCCUCGGAGGUACAAGCCUCCUGAAUUUCAUGACUUGGAACCGCGCAAGCAAGCAAGAUUAUGACGCCUGGGAAAGGCUGGGCUGCAAGGGAUGGGGCUGGGAUGGCAUCAUACCAUUUUUGAAGAAGUCGGAGAAAUUCCACGCACCCAGCCAAGAGACUCAGGUGGCCGACAAAGCUUACUAUGAUGCGAGUGGUUUUGGCACUUCUGGGCCCAUCAAUGUCUCGUAUGCGACAGAAUACUCAGCUUCACAUCAGUAUUGGCAUGACACGCUCCAGCAGUUAGGCAAGAUACUUCUCGAGAAACAUGAUGGGCUCUGGACGGCCAAAGGUGUCCAAUUCACGAGCCAAGCCAAGACUUUAUCUGUGUUUGCAUCCAAAGAAGUGAUCAUAUGCGCUGGGACCGUCCAGUCACCUCAGAUACUUGAGCUCAGUGGUAUUGGAAACACAGAAGUCCUCAAGAAAGCUGGAAUUGAGACGAUAGUUUCAAGUCCCUUUGUUGGAGAGAAUCUUCAAGACCAUAUCAUGGCUGCCUCCAUCUACGAAGUUGAUUCUGACUUACCCAACCCCGACGAUUUGAAGACAAGCACUGCUGCUGCUGCCGCUCGCGAAGAGUACAAGUUGAAAAACACCGGGCUACUGACAAUCCUCGCCAAUUCUAUUUGCUACCUCAGUUUGUCUCAAAUCAUGUCGGACGACACCUUAUCGCGCUUGACUGCCAAAGCCAGGAGUAUUCAGGGCGACUUUACCGAACGCAACGAAAUUCGGAGAGACCGUUUUGAUACAUCCUUCCCGAGACUGGGCCAAAUUGAGUACAUCUUUGAUCUUGGCAACUGGAAUCCAUACUUUCAGCCAGAUGCUUCAUCAAGUGGAAAGAAGUACGGGACAAUGCUACAGAUCUUACAAUACCCCUUCUCGAGGGGUAGUAUACAUGUCCAAUCUAGCUCACCCUUUGAGAAGCCGGUAGUCGAUCCACGGUAUUAUCAGAAAGGUGGUGGAGAUCUGGACCUUGAAAUCAUGAUAGAAUGUGCAAAAUUCGCCGAGAAGAUUACGCAAACCCUUCCACUUGCAAGCAUAGUCCGCGGCCGCGUUGUGCCACCGGCUCCAGCAAAAAGUGACGAUGAAUUGAGGGAUUGGCUUGUGAAAGAGACCAUCACUGACUGGCACCCUAUCGGGACAUGUGGCAUGGGAGGAGAUCGUGGUAUCGCAGGAGGCGUGGUUGAUGAAAGAUUAAGGGUAUAUGGUGUGAAGGGAUUGCGAUUAGUGGAUGCUAGUGUCAUGCCUUUGCAGAUCAGCGCUCAUCUUCAAGCUACAGUGUAUGCCAUCGCCGAGAAGGGUGCAUGUAUGAUACUGGAAGACUUGCAAGACUGUUAG